Vombatus ursinus (common wombat) is the source of this 525-nucleotide messenger RNA. Its product is annotated as late lactation protein B-like. Gene Ontology annotation, molecular function: small molecule binding. NCBI's taxonomy places the organism in Eukaryota, Metazoa, Chordata, Mammalia, Diprotodontia, Vombatidae. The record is from RefSeq and is a predicted model, not a curated record. Bases 1 to 525 code for a protein of 174 amino acids. The transcript has 6 exons.
AUGAAGGUCUUUUUCCUCACCAUAGCAUUAAGCCUAUCCUCUAUCCUCCAAGCUGAGGAGUCAUCACCUUCUGAAGAACGAUUUGAGGGUACAUACAUUGUAAAGGCCAUUGUGACAGACAGUGAAGAUUUUGAGAAGCAUGUGCCUAAGGAGAUGUCACCCUUGAUAAUCACCCGCCUUAGCUAUGAUGCUCUGGAGGCCAAAAUUAUCAUGAACAAGAAUGGAAUGUGUGAAGAGAUUAAAUUGAAAUUGGAGAAAACAAACAAUCCUGGGCUAUUUUCUGUGGAUGAGGGCAACCACUGGGUACUCAUAGAAAAGACAUCUGUGAGAGAUCAUUGGCUUCUCCUCUGUGAAGGCGAGAUAAAUGGCCACCAAAUAAGAGUCGCCAAACUUGUGGGUCCAGAUGCAGAAGAGAACUCAAAAGCCCUUGAAGACUAUAAAAAGUUUGUCAGGCUUUCAGGAUUCAAUGAAGAUAGGAUCAAAAUCCCUGGACAAGUUGAGGCUUGCACCCCGGAACAUGAUUAA